Pyrus x bretschneideri (Chinese white pear) is the source of this 1909-nucleotide messenger RNA. Its product is annotated as alanine--glyoxylate aminotransferase 2 homolog 2, mitochondrial. NCBI's taxonomy places the organism in Eukaryota, Viridiplantae, Streptophyta, Magnoliopsida, Rosales, Rosaceae. The transcript is spliced from 9 exons. Gene Ontology annotation, cellular component: mitochondrion. Gene Ontology annotation, molecular function: pyridoxal phosphate binding; transaminase activity. Bases 188 to 1633 code for a protein of 481 amino acids. The record is from RefSeq and is a predicted model, not a curated record.
CCACCUCCCUCGACCACUCUCUCUCCCCUCUCUCUCUUCUCUCUCUCUUCUCUCUCUCUCCUCUCUCUCUCCAUUUGUACACUCUCACGUAACCACAAAACGAAGCCAAAAACUCCUGUAUUUUCGGAGAGAGGCAGCGAAGGGAAGAAAGUUGGAGGAAAAAAACAGGAAAAAAAAAAAAAAAGAGAUGCAGGGAUUAAUAGGGAAAAGGGUUUUAUCGAGAACUGCAAAAUCCCUGCGGUGGCAACAACAACGCUGCUUCUCUCAGGUGUCUCAGAGGGAGGAAGCCCUUCUCCAAGACAAUGGCGUCGAUGUUCCCAAAAUGCCCCCGUUUGACUACUCCCCUCCGCCGUACACCGGCCCCACCGCUGACGAGAUCCUCGCCCAGCGCAAGGAGUAUCUCAGCCCCUCCAUGUUCUACUUCUACAACAAACCCCUGAACAUAGUGGACGGGAAGAGGCAGUACUUGUUCGACGAGAACGGGCGGAGGUAUUUGGACGGAUUCGGGGGGAUUGCGACUGUGAGCUGCGGGCACUGCCACCCGGACGUGGUGGAGGCCAUAGUCAACCAGACCAAACGCAUACAACACUCCACCAUCCUCUACCUCAACCACGCCAUCGGUGACUUUGCUCAGGCGCUCGCUAACAAGUUGCCCGGCAAUCUCAAGGUGGUGUUUUUUACAAACUCGGGGACGGAGGCGAACGAGUUGGCGAUGUUGAUAGCACGAUUGUACACUGGAUGUCACGACAUAAUCUCGCUAAGGAACGCAUAUCAUGGCAAUGCUGCUGGUACCAUGGGUGCCACCGCCCAGGGCAACUGGAAAUUCAACGUCAUCCAGAGUGGAGUUCAUCACGCCGUAAAUCCGGACCCAUACAGAGGAGUUUUUGGUUCAGAUGGAGAGAAGUAUGCAAAAGAUGUCCAAGAUCUCAUAGAUUUUGGAACUUCAGGCCAUGUUGCUGGUUUUAUGUGUGAAGCCAUACAGGGAGUAGGCGGAAUUGUAGAACUAGCUCCGGGUUACUUGCCAGCCGUUUAUAAUAGCGUGAAAAAAGCCGGAGGACUUUUCAUUGCUGAUGAAGUCCAGUCUGGUUUCGCUCGCACGGGGAGCAACUUCUGGGGAUUUGAGGGCCAUGGUGUCGUGCCUGACAUUGUGACAAUGGCAAAGGGAAUUGGAAAUGGCAUUCCCCUUGGUGCUGUGGUAACCACUCCUGAGGUUGCAGAGGUCCUAACUCGCCGCAAUUACUUCAACACCUUUGGUGGCAAUCCAGUGUCUACAGCUGCAGGACUGGCGGUUCUAAAAGUGAUUGAGAAAGAAAAACUGCAGGAGAAUGCGUUGGUUGUGGGAUCGUAUCUGAAAGAAAGACUCAAUGCUCUUAAGAAUAAAUAUGAACUUAUUGGCGAUGUGAGAGGAAGAGGAUUCAUGCUGGGAGUUGAACUUGUUACUGAUCGUGAGCUGAAGACCCCUGCGAAGGCUGAAACUGUACAUGUUAUGGACAAGAUGAAAGAUUUGGGAGUCUUGAUCGGAAAAGGUGGCUUCUAUGGAAAUGUUUUCAGAAUCACACCUCCCUUGUGCUUCACCAAGGAAGAUGCAGAUUUUCUUGUGGAUGCAAUGGACCACACGAUGUCGAAAAUUUGAAGGCUAGCUCAAGUCUUAUGGUAGAUGAAGGGUGUAAUUAAUCAUUCACCAAUCGGUCUAAGCACCAACGAACUGUUAUCUCUUGAAAAUAAAUUGUCAAAAUAUAGUAGGUUUGUGCUUCAAUAAUUCGACUACGAUCACGAAGAGUCAACAACUUGUUGUCUCUCACUCAGCACAAACCUUGACGCUUCUUUGGUUUACUUCUUAUGAUCUUUGUGAAUAUUUGAGGGGUGUCUCUCCAUUUAUAUAUAAUGCAUAUGGUACUGGUUUAGCGUU